Messenger RNA from Gambusia affinis (western mosquitofish), 1254 nucleotides. Its product is annotated as CD209 antigen-like protein C. The coding region runs from base 366 to 1118 and encodes 250 amino acids. The record is from RefSeq and is a predicted model, not a curated record. NCBI's taxonomy places the organism in Eukaryota, Metazoa, Chordata, Actinopteri, Cyprinodontiformes, Poeciliidae. The transcript is spliced from 7 exons.
AUGGUCCCUGGGGAAGAUUCACGGAGACGUCGACACACUACGGGACAGCAAAAAGAGAUGGUGAGUUUAGGGUAAUUGGAAACGGGAGUUGUGAGAUGAAUUGGACUGAUCUUACUUGUAGAAAUGAUGAUCUCGGUCUGGGAGGGGUUUGAAUGCGGGUUCAGGGCUUUGGUCUCCUUAUUAAAAUCCUUAAGCAGGUCCAGGUUCCAGAUGGGAGCCUCGGCUGAGCGAGGUCCGGAAGAAGAGCCUGCGGUGGCGGGAGGACAGAGGAGCGGUCCGACUGCCAGCCGAAGAAAUCAGGAAAUGCUUGUGAUCAGACCGAAGAGAUCGGAAAAUCUACAAAACGUUCAGCAUCUGUCAAAGCAAUGGAGGAAAUUUAUAUGAAUGUUGAUCCUGUGAAAACUGCCUGGCAAAUUCCUGUUAGAAAAAAUGAAGGUCCUGGCAGCUCUAAGAAGAGGCUCUAUGUGGGUGUCAUCAUCUUUCUGGUUCUUCUGAAUGUUUUGAUGCUGAUUGGACUCAUCAGCCUUGGUGUUUUCUUUCAUGAUGUGAGCAGCUUGGCAGCAGAUCUCAUCGACAACAAAGACAAUCUGACUGAUCGUCACCAGGACAGUAAUGACCAGUUUUCUGUAAUGACCGAAGAAAGAGACCGUCUGAAUGCAACCCUCACAGAAAUGUCUAACGAGAUGAUCAGGCUUCAGAGUUUGUUGAGCAAAAAGAAAACCUGUCCUGAAGGAUGGAGGAUGUUCAGCUGUUCUUGUUAUUUCCUCUCUACAUCGUCUGGCUCCUGGGAUAAAGCCAGAGAAGACUGCAGGAACAGAGGAGGAGAUCUGGUGGUGAUAAACGACGAUGAUGAACAGGAUUUUGUUUCUACAAUCAUCAAAAAAUAUACAUGGAUUGGUUUGACUGAUAUAGAAACUGAGGGAUCCUGGAAGUGGGUUGAUGGCACUCCGCUGACUCACCGACUUAACAAAUACUGGGCAAAUACCCAGCCUGAUAAUGGUGGUGGAGACCCACAGUGGGGGGAAGAAGACUGUGUACUUAUCCUGACUACUAAGUUAUGGAAUGAUCUUAAAUGUUCUAAGUCUCAGCAGUGGAUCUGUGAAAAGGACCCAGUGUAAAUUGGAAGUGUGUCAGGAAUUGCUUUACAGUUGAGACUAAGUCUAGCUUGCUCUGCUUUAUGCUUGACUGGUUCUGGUCUGCAUUAUCAGAACCAGAACCAAAUGAGGAGAAGCGGCAUUUAGCAUCUAUUCACCA